AUGGAUCAGUGGUUGGAGCCUGACUUCAACCUUAGGUCCCUUCGGGUUGCGGAUUUAAAAAGGAUUUUACAAAAUGCAAGUGUUGAAUAUCCCGUUUAUGGCAGAAAAGCAGACUACCUACAACUUGUCGACCGGCUACGUAGACGAAGGGUAAAUAAUGGCGACAAUAAAAGUUCUACCAAAAGUAUUUCAAGCAAUUUUUCCGGUAGUUCUUCAGCAAGUUCCAAUCUCAACUCUGAUAACGAAAAUGCACCACUUUAUUCCCGGGCGAGUACUUCCUCCUUAAAAUCCGCCCAACCUUCCAGUACGAGUCGUAGCUCCUCAACUCAAACCAAUCCUCCUAUUUCUCGAUCCGCCUCAUCUUCUCCCCCCACAGAUACGGAAGAAACAGUUCGCAUGUCUUCAUUCCCUGCUGACUUUCCACUUCCCCAGGCCUCCAAAAAUAAUAGCUUUCAGUCUUCGAUGCUAGAAGAUAACCCAAAUGUCGAAACUUCUAUCACCUUGACUAGCCCUCCCCCAUUGUCCUCUACCCCAAAGCUUCGUCCUCAUGGCUCACCCCGCGAGAGCUUUCCUAUAUCGUCCAUUGAUAGUUCUACUUUGCAAGGUUCACCAAGGGUCACGCGAAAACUAAAGCCUCUUUCUUCAAGUAGCCCAAGAAAAACUCCACUAAAGUCGGUCGCGAGCCCUCGUCGUUCUCUUCCAUCCCCAUUUAAUGGUUCAUUAUCUCAUCGAAGCCAACGGCCCUCUGCUCAAGAAGCACAGUCCACUUCCCGAAAGUCUAGAAAAGAUCAUCCGCUCUCAUAUUUAGAUGAAAAUUCAGACACUUCUGAAGAUGAUACCCUUUUUGAAGAUUAUAUACGUAAGCAAAACCAGUAUACCCCUACAAAGCGUUCUUUCUCGUCAAACCUCGCCCAAAAGGCUUCUCGCUUUUAUUCUAAAGUGACAAGUAAAAGUUUCUUUUUCCAGUGUCGUGUCCAUCCUCCGCAUGUCUUGACAAUCUUACUUGGUGUUUUAGUUGCAGUUUUCUUGACUUUAUGGAGAGAUGAGGUCUAUCGUGCCGGAUAUUGUGAUGUACCUUCUGAGGGCUCCACACUUCUUCAGAAAGUUGGGCUUAGUGCUUCGUGUACUCCUUGUCCUCCUCACUCCACAGGUUUGCCUAACUUUCAACUUCGGUGCGAUUCUGGUUACAUUUUAAAUGAGCCUUGGUAUUCUAAAAUUGGUCUAUGGCCAAGGAAGAAUUGUAUUAGUGAUACAAAUAGAGAAGAAAGCGUGAUAAUUUUCUAUGAAGAAUGUUUAGACGUUUUACGAACAUGGAAUUCAAUAUUCCAAUGCAGUCGAUUGCCCGAUGAAUUAAUUGAAAAAAAUAAAACGCUUUCAAAAAGGGAUCCAUAUGUUUUUGAGGGAUUUAAAAAAUCUAAGACAACACAUUAUCCCUUGUUUUCUAUAGCGUUGUUACGACAUGCACUGUUAGAAAAAAAAUCUCCAAGUCUCUCUUUAGGCAUGUUUAAUGAUUUGUUUAAAGCAGCUUUAUAUCAGCUUGCUAAUACUGAAGAAAUUGAAAUAAAUGAAGAAAAUAUCGGCUCCUGCAGUUGGGCUAAUGUACCAUUAAGGUGUCGUCUCCGUCGACAAGUUUAUCGAACAAUAUGGAAGUACAAAUUUAUCCUUUUACUUUUUACCCUAGUCAUCGCUUGUCUUUGGAAAGUUUGUACCUAUUUUACCUUGCGCAAAAAGACUCAAAGAUAUUUACCUUUUGCUUCGCGUUUCUGUAUCGAUACGUUAAAGCGACAGAAGGCUUUGUAUCAAAGUUCACGUACUUCUCAGCCUGUAGUUCCAUUGAUUGAAAUGCACGAUUUAUUGCUUCAUUCACAUGGUGUAUUGGAGCAGUCUAGUCUCACUGAGAAGGAAAGUCGAUUGCUAUGGGAUUCAGUCGUCAAAAAAGUCGAACAAGUCGGAAGUAUACGGACUCGUGAAGCUGAAGUAGAUGGUGAAUGGACUCGUGUUUGGGAAUGGGUGGGAACGAAUCCUCUUGAUUCUUUACCAUCGCAGUAA
Schizosaccharomyces osmophilus is the source of this 2049-nucleotide messenger RNA. It is a transcript of the gene lem2, whose product is annotated as LEM domain nuclear inner membrane protein Heh1/Lem2. Lineage: Eukaryota; Fungi; Ascomycota; Schizosaccharomycetes; Schizosaccharomycetales; Schizosaccharomycetaceae. Gene Ontology annotation, molecular function: chromatin binding. The transcript has a single exon. The coding region runs from base 1 to 2049 and encodes 682 amino acids. The record is from RefSeq and is a predicted model, not a curated record. Gene Ontology annotation, cellular component: nuclear inner membrane.